This is a messenger RNA of Melampsora larici-populina 98AG31, 1446 nucleotides long. RefSeq lists its product as uncharacterized. The record is from RefSeq and is a predicted model, not a curated record. Lineage: Eukaryota; Fungi; Basidiomycota; Pucciniomycetes; Pucciniales; Melampsoraceae. The transcript is spliced from 6 exons. The coding region runs from base 1 to 1446 and encodes 481 amino acids.
AUGUCAUAUCCAACUGAAGAACAAUAUAUCGACAGUUUGUUUUCGCCAAUGUGUGAUUACCGCGCCCUAUCCCAUGAGGCGAACAUGAUCUCUCAGAAUGUUGUACCGCGUCCGCAGUACAACAUCCUCAAUGAAGGCUUUGGAAAUUCGAAUUUCUUUGGAACUGUAGGUGACCAAUCAAUGAACGAUGUCAGUGGAACGGUACAUGGUCAAGUUGAUGUACCAAUGACCAACGGCACUGAUCGCGAGCCUGUUGUGUUUGAUGACGAAGAUCGAACUUUUCAAAUACAGUUCAACGUGUGGCAGAAGGUUCCCCCUCCUGAGAUUCGAGUCCAAGCAAAGAAAUCGAAGAGCAAGCCCAACAAGCCUGCUGCCCCGUUGAAACCCCACGUUCCUCGAUGGGUGAAUUACCGUCCUCCCCGACCUGCGAAGAAAGAGCUUCGAUUGUCGUUUUAUUCCACUUUCGGUUGGCAUCUGUUCAAACGCAGGCUUUUGGAAGCCUGUAAUCUGGUUAAGCCUGGUAUAUCAAGGCCUCUCAUGGAGGCGGUUGCGGAUGGCGAGGCUUUCUGUGAGGGUUGGAUUCACGGAGCUCCUCGUUUUAAGGUCAAGGAUCACUUUUUAGUGCAUGACAACGCUUCUCUUAUGGAAUUUCUUGAGGCGGCCAACAACCACACUCCAGAAACCAACAUGGGUUUCAAAUUCAUACACGCGAAUCCAAGAACCAAUGCCCAAGCAUCUCAAAUCUUGGAUGGUGGCGAUCGUGAUCCUUCUCCUGAUCCGUCUGAUGACGGUAGUGAGAUGUCAACUGAUUCUGAUGCUCUAGAUCCCACUGAAAGGAAGUACUUAAUCUUAAUGACUCGAUUUGAAGCAAUGUUUGCAUCUGGUGAGAACAUCGCCACUGCAGUCAAUCCUGCAAACUCAGCACAAGUGUUGUUGCUCAACACUUCCAGGAUCCGUACCUGGGCUAAGGAUUGGGCUGACGGUGUUCCAGGGGUGGAUGAGGUCAAUCCGCCAAUGGCUCGCCCCGAAUUCAAGUACAUACGAGUUCUUGACUACGAGCGCGAGAAGGCUAUCCUCCUUGGGUAUGCCAUAAAUCCAGCCCCGUCUGCCGUUGGAAGUACUCCAUCUGUAGUUCAUCAUAACUACUAUGGAAACCCUGACGGUAAUCAUCCCCCAGCUUACACGCCAAAUCCAACCACUCGUGCUUUAUCGCCGCCACCUGGUCCAGUUCCUUUCAACGACUUCCUCACCUUUGCUGGAAUCGGUCCCGACAAGCAAAAAGCUCGUGCUGCUUUAGAAAACGAAGGAAUCGAUGACUUUUUUCGAUUCCUUGACCGCGAGACUUAUUCUAUCGCCAACCUCCGCACUAUGGGUAUCCCAUUUGCUCAAGCCGAGGACAUAUGGAAAGCAGUACCCCGCUUCAUUCAUCAUCUAAAGUCCUUAUGA